This is a messenger RNA of Penicillium antarcticum, 795 nucleotides long. RefSeq lists its product as uncharacterized. The transcript has 2 exons. The record is from RefSeq and is a predicted model, not a curated record. The coding region runs from base 1 to 795 and encodes 264 amino acids. NCBI's taxonomy places the organism in Eukaryota, Fungi, Ascomycota, Eurotiomycetes, Eurotiales, Aspergillaceae.
AUGCCACUCGCACCGCGCUUCAGCGCGCUCUUCGCCCUCCUCGCCCUCCUCACAACAACACUCGCCGCAGACAAGAACCUAAUCCCAACAGCAGCCUCCAGCACUUUCCCAACAUGCGGCCUGACCUGCAGCCAGCUCUAUGCCGCCCAAGACACCUGCACUCAGGCCGCAGACUCCUCAACCUGGGUUUCCUGCUUCUGCCAGUCCUCUUUAAUAUCGAACCUCAAGACUUCCGGCGCCGUCUGCUCGGAAUGUGGCACCGAUGACCAGGCUAAAGUUUCAACCUGGUAUACCAACUACUGUAACUCUGGUGGAAAGGAAACCUCCAAUACAGCAACGACUACUUCAUCGGCCGCCAGCUCAACCGCUACAUCUACAUCUGGUAGCAGUGCCAAUUCGAAUAAAUCCUCGUCAGAGACGGAGGAAAACAAGUCUUGGUGGAGCACCCACUACCAAUGGGUAAUAAUGUUAAUCGUCCUCGCAAUCGGUUUCGGCAUCAUCGCUGCCCUAGGCGUCUGGUUCAAACGCCGCUACGACGCCAAACGACCGAACCUCUACCAUGGCGGCAGCAGCGGCGUCCUCAGCACCGCUUCUCCGCCAUCUGGUCCUCGUGAUGCCGCCUGGGACCCAGCGCCUAUGCCAAUUCAGGGCCGUGGCCUCGGUGCGCCGUCGUCAGUGGCUUCUAGCUCGCUGUCGAAUGUUGCUCCUAAGGUCUCUACGCCUGUUUCUGGGAGUCGGUCGCGUUUGACGAAGAUUCCGCAGGAGACUGGGGAUGUGGAGGUUAGGCAGGUUUGA